Molecule: messenger RNA, 219 nt
Organism: Aspergillus brunneoviolaceus CBS 621.78
Lineage: Eukaryota; Fungi; Ascomycota; Eurotiomycetes; Eurotiales; Aspergillaceae
Exons: 1
Source: RefSeq, a predicted model, not a curated record
AUCAGACUGACAGCGACCACCUGGGAAGAGGGGUCGAGUAAGGCAAAGGCCGCCACCGCUGUCACCAAACAGACGAACUGCCAGUUCAAGAACCACAACCCAGACCGUAUGGGUCCGAUUCUGUUCAUGAUGAAUGGAGCCGCCCAAGUCCCGGAUAGCUCCGCCGCCACAGCACCAAUUCUCAUUGCGCUCACUUGCAGGGGGGUGAAACCGGUGUGA